GAUUAAUUUCUAAUUAAAAUAAUAAAUAAAAAAGGAAUUUAAUUAAAAUCAUAAAUUUUUUUUAAUCCACUUAAAAGCGUUGCUUAGCAACCCGUGACAACACAAACUUAAAAAUUGCUGUAGGAAUAAUGACCUUAUAUUUCGAAAGUCCCGUGAGUUUUCUGGAAAAUGGGGCCAUAUCCACGAGCGGAAUUUGGCACCCAAACGCCCCUUUACUCGCAAUCGCCAGUUAUUCACAAGAAAAAGGGGGAUUCGUUACAAUUUUCGAUGAACUUGGGGAGCCGUUACAAGACAUAAUUUUCCCUACGCACCCCGUGUCUCAAGUAACCGCUUUAGCAUGGCACCCAGAAAAACGAUUACUAAUAACCGGGUGGGAAAACGGCGAAAUAAGAACUUGGACAAACUCGGAGAAAGAUUUCGUCACGAUAAAUGCCCCCCAUAAAGUUCCGGUUAUGUUAAUUGGGUUUAGCGAGAAAGGAAAUCGAUUGGUCACGUGCGAUUCGUCAGGAAGUUUGGUUGGUUGGAAAAUGGAAGGAAAAUCGCAAAUAGUAACAGCAUUUCAUCAUGAAUUAAAGGAGUGUAUAACCCAUCUCGCAUUUCGUUCGACUGUAAAAACGUCCGAUUUUGAUAUUGAGGGUUUAGCGAGAGCUGCUGUUAACGGGGAUGAACAAGCGUUGGAUAUUUUUAGUAAUUGGCGACCUAAAACGACAGCGAGGAAGUUUCGAUUACAAAAUGGGAAUGAUAAUUUAUGUUUUUACGUUGGUACCCAAGAAGGGAGCGUUUAUUAUAUUAACCAAUCAGGGGCUUGUACUGAAGUUUUAAACACAGAAGGGGUCCAGUUGAGUUAUGUACUUUAUCACCCCGUUCGGGACGUUUUAAUAAUAAUGUUGGAAGGGCUCACGAUUGGUUACUUCAACGUUGACUUGCAAGGUCAAUUAACGGAAGUAACAAAAGUGAAAUUAAGUGGAAAAACUCAAGGGGUUCGAACGAAUCAGGGAUUAGUUUGGACCGGAAAUGGUUCUUUAGCAAUUUUAACCGGCGAUUUAAUGGUUAGAGUUUGGGAUAUCGACACAAACGAUAAUUACGUUUUACCCACUACGUUUAAAACUUAUUCCUUCGAGAAGGAUCGUGUAAAACAAAUAAACGAAAGCUUCACUUGCUUAUCAUUCUGCCAAAGUAAUCAAACUUUAUGCGGAGCCACAAAUAUUGGGAGGAUUUAUUUUUGGGUGAAGAGGCCGUUUAAAAACGAAUUUAUCGAGAAUCCGGAAGAUUGUUGGGAAUUAACCAACAUCACAUCGGUGAAUGGAACGAUUAAGCAAAUUAUGUGGGGCUCGAUUAGUUUACGACUCCCCCUUUUAAGCGUUAACGCUGUAACUAAAGUUUAUAUAAUGAAGGAGCAAAGUUUGUGUUGUUGUUGUAGCGAGAAAAUUUGGGCGAUUCAAAAAAACGCGAAUCAAAUCCUUUUAGAAACCGAAGAUACUAAUUAUUUAUUAAAUUUGGAGGUACAAGUAACGGACAUGAGUGUGAACGAGAAUUAUUUAAUCGUAACUAAUGGGAGAAACGUUUUGGUUUAUGAAAUUAAUUGGAAAGGAGGUGAAAUCAACUCGGGGGUUAAAUACAACGAAAAAUCGAAAAUCUCGAUGACUUUAUUAAGUAAUUUCGUUAGAGAUAAUGAGGGGGUUUUGGUUUACGAUAAAUUUGUUGUUACUUUAUACCCGAAUAGUGUUAAUAUUUACUCGGUUAAUGCGAAUUUAAUUUGUUCGAUCCCCACAAUUUCUAAUGAAGGCGAACCGAUCGGUUUUGACGUCCACAACCAAUUCUUAACCGUAUUCACAAUCGAAGGAUAUUUAAAAGUGUACGAUUUAACGGAGAGGACCCCAAAAUUAAUCACAACACCUUGCAAUUUAUACGAUCUAUGCACCGAUUUCGGGGAAAUAAUCCAGGCGAAGUCAAACAGUGCCGGCACAAAAAUCGCUUUGACUUUAGCAGCGUCGAAUUUAAUCCCCGAUGGGAAAUUGUACAUCUUUGAUAUCGAAAAGGACAAAUUAAAUUGGUACGAUUUUAAAAAACGUAAUUCAACCGAUUACGAGGAUGAAAAUGAAGUGGAAUCGAAUCAAAUUUGCACGAAUCGGAUCCCUUUGUCGGUUUAUUGGGACCACUCGGACCCGCGAUUACUAAUUUGUAACGCGAAAAAGUUAAAAACGCCGAUUUCAAAGAGUUUAAUUAAUUUGUAUGGGAAUAAGAAUGAGCUCGAAAACGAGGACCAUGUUUUAGUGUCGAUUUUUUAUUCGGAAAGUGGGAUUUGUAUCCACGAUAUUAAAGCGAUUCCUUCCGAGGCUAAGUUAUUGGGGUUAAACACCCCUUAUAUAAUUAUUUUAAAAAAGAUGAGUAUUUUAAGGGAGGUUAUGAACGAAUUUGUCGGGUUAGAGGGAUGUAAUAAAACGACUCGCGAGGCCGUUUUAGAUUUUAGUUAUAAUUUGACCUUGGGAAACAUGGAUGCCGCGUUUAAGGCGAUUAAAUUGGUGCAUAGCGCCGGGGUUUGGACGAGUUUGGCUCGGAUGUGCGUUAAAACGCGCCGAUUAGACGUUGCGGGGGUUUGUUUGGGGCAUAUGGGGAACGCGCGAGCUGCGCGUGCUUUAAGACAAGCUUUAUCGGAUCAAAAUUUGGAGUUAGAGGCGAAAUUGGCGGUUUUAGCGAUCCAAUUGGGGAUGUUGGAUGAAGCGGAACAACUUUACAUCCAAUGCGAACGCUACGAUUUAUUAAAUAAAUUAUUACAAACCAGGAAUAAGAUGGAGGAGGCAUUGAGUUUAGCCGAAAAGAAAGACCGGAUUCAUUUGAGGAACACUCAAUACUUAUACGGUAAAGAACUCGAAUUAAAAGGAAACAUUAAAGAGGCUAUUACCCAUUAUGAAUUAGCUAAUACACACCGACAAGACGUUCCGAGGAUGUUAUUAGAUGACCCGGAACGAUUAAAAAGUUAUAUGAUGCAAACUAAUGAUGCAGAAAUGCUGAAAUGGUGGGGCCAAAACAUUGAGUCGCAAGGCGAUAUGGGGAACGCGUUAAAAAUUUAUGUUAAAGCGGGGGAUGUUUAUUCGCAAGUUCGCGUUUUGUGCUUCAUGAAUGAGGAGGCGAAAGCCGCGGAAUUAGCGAGGAGGAGCAACGAUAAAGCAGCGUUUUACCACAUGGCGCGGCAUUAUGAGACGAUCGGAAACAUAGAAGAAGCCGUAUCCUUCUUUAUAAAAGCAAACGCCUACAGCAACGCCGUCCGAUUAUGCAAAGAAAACAAUUUAAGCGACGAAUUAUGGAACAUAGGGACCGUAUCGACAAAUAGAGACAAAAUAGAAUGUGCUAAACACUUGGAAAGUAUUGGAUUUUCAGAAAAAUCGGCUAUUUUAUAUCACCGAGCUGGGAUGUUACACAAAGCUUUAGAUUUAGCGUUUAAAAAUAAACAAUUUGAAACGUUGCAACAAAUCGCCGUUGAUUUAGACGCCGAAUCCGAUCCGGCUUUAAUUAAAAAAUGUGCAGAGUAUUUCGUGAGUAACCAACAAUUCGAAAAAGCCGUUGAUUUAUUGGCAAUCGGAAAAAAAUACAAAGAGGCCAUCGAUUUAUGCUUAAAAUACAACGUCCAACUCACAGAGGAUUUAGUCGAGAAAUUAACCCCCGAAAAGGAUCAAAUUCCCGAAGAAACCCGAUUAAAAAUUUUAGAAACUUUAGGAGAGAGCUUACUAGAACAAUCCAAUUAUCAUUUAGCCACGAAAAAAUUCACGCAAAGCGGAAAUAAAAUUAAAGCAAUGAAAUCGUUAUUAAAAUCGGGAGACACAGAUAAAAUAAUAUUCUUCGCCGGAGUUUCCCGCCAACGAGAAAUCUAUAUAAUGGCAGCGAAUUAUUUGCAAUCACUCGAUUGGCAAAAUAAACCAGAAAUACUUCGCCACAUAAUCACCUUUUAUUCGAAAGGAAAAUCCCCCGAUUUAUUAGCCAAUUUUUACGUGGCAUGCGCCCAAGUUGAAAUUGAUGAAUUUCAAAAUUAUGAGAAAGCCUUCGGGGCCUUAACAGAAGCCUCACGGUGCUUAACAAAAGUAACAACUCCACAAGAUCCGAAUCAAUUACGACGAGCCACUGAGAUUGUUCAAAAUCAAUUGACUAAUGUGAAAAGAUUUAUCGAUAUUAAAAAGUUGUUCGAUCGGGGUGAUUUGCAAUCAGCGAUGAAUCAAUGUAGGCAAUUAUUAGUUACUGGGGGGCCGGAUUUGGAGCGUUCCGUUCGUCGAGGAGACGUUUAUGCUCUUAUAAUACAAAUGUGUGUUAAAAACGGAAAUUUUAAUGAAGCUAAACAAUAUUUAAAUGAAUUAAAACAAAUCGUAGGAAAUUCCAAUGUUUUUAUUACUUAUUAUGUUAAUAAAGAUGUUAUUGAGGACGUUGCUAGAGGAUUAGGGGUUUCUGUAGCUACAUUAAUCCCGCUUGAUAAUAAAAACCAAGACGGUGAUGAUGACGAUGAUGAAGAAGAAAUUGUGGAGGAAUAAUUUUUAAUUUUUUAUAUUUAAUUUUUAAUUAUAAUGUAGUGUUUAAAUAAAUAUUUAUGCGAAUACAAUAAGUAAAAGGUUCUUCAUUAACUCAAAUUAUAUUAAAUUUUAAUUUAAGGACAAUUCUAACCUCAAUUAUUAUUACCAAUUUAUAUUGGUGAUAUGUGUAAUGAAGAAUAAGUUGCAACAAGUUCUAAAACUACAUCUUUAUAAGAUUGGGUGAAAUAUAACUUGGAAUACCUAAAAGGGAUAAUAAAAAUACACAUAACCUCAAAAAGUUUUUUUUUAAGUUACUUCAUAAAUUAACUUAAGAAAAUACGAAUUUAAUCGUUGAAUUAUGGAAUAUUAGAACCGUAUCAGGAAAUAUAGUUAAAAUAAAUACUUAGAAAGCAUUGGAU
Messenger RNA from Onthophagus taurus, 4915 nucleotides. RefSeq names its product intraflagellar transport protein rempA (gene rempA). Lineage: Eukaryota; Metazoa; Arthropoda; Insecta; Coleoptera; Scarabaeidae. Gene Ontology annotation, molecular function: protein binding. Gene Ontology annotation, cellular component: intraciliary transport particle A; ciliary basal body; axoneme. Gene Ontology annotation, biological process: intraciliary retrograde transport. The record is from RefSeq and is a predicted model, not a curated record.